AAUCAAGUCAUUGUUCACUUCAAGUCAAAGUUACACGGAGUUAAUUAGGCUGAUUUUGAGAAUUUCAGAAAACUGGACUUCACGGAAAAUCUCGCGAACUGUGACAAAUAGCGAGAUUACUUUUUCAACUUUUACACAUGAUUUGGGACAGAGGUAACUAGCAAAUUUUGUUCCCAAAAAAGUUGUUUCUGGCUUAAAAUAACCUUGCUUUAUGUGAAAAUAGGGGGCCACAGAUUUUCUUCUGAAGAUAGCUGGGUCCAGGGUUGCUGGAACAAUAUGGCUCUUAAAACAAAGCCACGGUCCCUUGAUGCCAUUUGUGCCAAACUGAAAAGGAUCAACAAUGAUAACGAUGACAAUAGCCCCCUACCAUCAACAUCGACACCAUAUAAACCUCUAGUCCCCCAGGACCUGACCACUAAUGGACACAAGGAAAACAACAACAAUUUUGAUGUUCUCCGAUCAUUGUCAAAUGGAAAUGAUGGGGAUGAAAUUGACGAUUCCAAUUAUAGAGGUAUUUGUGAAUCUCCGGUGGAAUUUAACGAAAAUUCUCAAAAUAAUGUCUCAUCAUCUAGUCGUAGGAAAAGGAAACUGGCUGUUCCUAGAAAUAUAAAUCAGGUACGGGACAGAAUAGAUCAGAUUGACGAUUUCGAUGAGAAAGAUGAACUUGCACAAUACACGAUUAAUAAUCAAAACACUACAUUCCCCCCAGAAAAUGAAUCUGACGAUGUGGAUAGCUUAGAGAACGAGUCCGAUUUAUCAUGUGAUAAAAAUAACGUUUCUAACGACAGCGGUGUAGCUGCUGACACCUAUGUACCGCCUGUUACUGAGAAGUCAAUUGAUAUAGCAACAGCUAUGGCUGCUGCUUCUGCCUUACGGCACUCAAAACAGAUUCCACCUGCGCCAUCACCGCCAUUUUUCAACAGUAGAAAACAUUCCCGUAAACCAUCAAACUUAAAAUCUAGUCUUAUGAAUGCACCAUUAGAUCUGUCAAUGACCAAAUCUUUUGGUAGUAGUGAUAGUUUUAACUCUCAAAAUGCAGCCGAUAGUGAAAACGAGACUGCUGAAGAUUUGUCGUUAAGUGCGACAGAUUUGUCCAAAACUGCUGAUGUUGCCAAUACUGCUGAAGACUUGUCCAACAAAACUGCUGAAAACAUUCAGAAAAAUGCUGCUGUAAAAAGUCCAAAUGUAGAUAUUACUGUUUUAAAAGACUAUGCUGAAAGUACAAUGAAUGAACUUUUACAAAUGUAUGGUUUUAGUGGUAAUUCUGAUGGCCUGACAAAACAGGUGCCCCUUGCCAACUUCAACUCGAACCAGAUUCUCCAGACGACCAUGGCUCAGGGAAAAGACAUCGCCAAAGUUCUGACCGCUGUCUCACAACAGAAGAAUGGGCUGAACAACCUUAGCAUGGCCGACAAGAAAGGAAUCUAUGCAAACUUUGUUAAUGCUGCUCAGAAACUGAAGCAAGCAGAUGGGAUCAAGCCACUAAACUUGAACAAUAUCACUAGUCUGCCACAGGAAUUUACAUCAGUGAAGCCACUGGCCACAAUAUCUAAGUCACCACUCUCAGCCAGCUCUGUCAAACAUGGUUUGGCUGAAUAUUCUAAAUAUCUCAAAAGGUUUAGCAAUGGUACUGACUGCAAAGUUAAGUACUGUAAAGAUCUGGGAUAUCGUGAGCAUUAUCACUGUAUGGACUGUAACUUCCGAGUGUUUGUCAAGAAAGAGGAGAUGGUCCGUCACUACAAGUGGCAUAGGAAACGAGAAGAGUCCUUACAACAUGGUUUCAUGAGAUAUAGUCCCCUAGAUGACUGCAGUCAGAAGUUUGGAUCAUGUACACAUAAUGGAAGACAGACUCAUUACCAUUGCCUUCAGGAUUGCUGUGAUAAGGUUUACAUAAGUACAUCAGAUGUACAGAUGCAUGCUAACUAUCAUCGUAAAGACUCAGCCAUCAUACAGGAAGGUUUCCAGAGGUUCAGAGCCACAGAAGAUUGUGGGACACCUACAUGUUCCUUCUAUGGACAGAGAACUACUCACUUCCAUUGUCGCAGAUCAGGAUGUCACUUUACAUUUAAAAACAAGGCUGAUAUGGAGAAACACAAGACAUACCAUCAGAAAGAUGAAGUAUUAGCUAAAGAUGGAUUUAAAAAGUUUAUGAAGUAUGAACACUGUGGAUACCAUGGAUGUCGUUACUCAAAAGUCAGCAACCACAUACACUGUAUUAGACAAGGUGUGUAUGGAUCUUGCAACUAUGUGCUUCAUUCAACUGCUCAGCUUUAUUCUCACAAGAGGAAGCAUGAGAGAAGAGAGUUCGAGACAGCAUACCAAAAAUACAGAGACGGUAGCCAGGAUAUGAUGGACCCCAUGGGAGAUAACUCAAUGAAUAACUCAACAAUUUACUCAGAACAGGACCUCUCUAUGGACUCGAUGAAUGACAGUUUCCCACCUACCCCUCAAGUAAUGCAGGAGUCGAUGUUGCUCCCGGUGACAAUCAAAAGAGAGGCACCAGACAGUGCCAGCUCUGGAGAUUCAAAGAGAUUUAAAUUUGACAACUUGCAGGAUGAUAGCAUGUCAGACCAAAUGAGCUUUAAAUCAGAAUCUGAAUCAUUUAAUGAUGAGUCCUCAGUCAUUGAAGAAAACUCUAUACUGACAGAAAAGUCUUCUUCUAUUGUGGAGGAGUAUGGCACCAAAAUAUCAGGGGACCAGUUGAACAGUUCCCUGACCUUACCUAUUCCAUCUGUUGCUGAUGAUUCGGACAUGAAACCAGUAGAAAAACCACCUCAAUUCUCAGUGCCUCUUCCUCAAAAUAAACAACCUGUGUACAUGACCACCUCUAUAGCACCUCAACAUCUCUUACCCCCUAUGUCAGGGAGGACUCAUGAUAAAAGAGAAAAAGAUGAGUCAUGGAAAAGCUACCUCAUAAGAUAUACAGCCAAUGACCCAUGUAACUCUAGAUGUCAGUAUUUAUAUAAGGACCACUACCAUUGUAAAGUUGAGGGAUGUUUGGUUCUAUUCAAGUCUAAAGAUGGUGUUAGAGAACAUGCUAGGUUCCAUGAAUUACAAGAUCGUAUCACCCCAGUAGCAUACACUACUUAUGAACAGUUAGAGAUGUGUAUUGAUGGAUGUGAAUUUAAUCUGAAGGAAAAACAUUAUCAUUGUAUUUGGACUGGAUGUUCCCAUGUAGUGCCUCAUUCUGGUCCUACAUUUGGUAGACUAGAACAUUACAGAAUACACGAGUAUGCAAGAGCUUCCGCUGGAAAAUCUUAUAGACCAUCUAACUGCAAAAAUGAUGAUGGAUCUCCAAAAAGAAGAGGACGUCCACCGAAAUACCCUAAAAAUGAUAUUCCAAUCAUACCCAAAGUAGAACUGUCUCAUGAAGAAAUUGAAGAAUCAACCAAAGGAGUAGAGGUCAAUAAUUACGGGAUACCGCAGGCUAUCAAUGGGUUCAAAAUUUUCAAGCAAGGAGAUAUAUGUCCAGACGAGUUUUGUAUCUACCGGUUGCAACAGCACUACCACUGUGCUCGACCACGAUGCCACCAGGCCACUGACAGAAUGGAUGUUCUCAAUCUUCAUGCUAAGGAUUUCCACAGCUUUGUAAAUAUCAUGGAGGGAUUUGAAUUCUUCGAUCGGAAUGUGAAUUGUCGUAGACCACAUUGUCACAAUAAUAAAGCUAAUCGACAUUUUCAUUGUGUUCGUCCGAAGUGUGAUUACUCGUUCGUAAGACAUAGCACCAUGCUUCAACAUGACAAGAAACAUCAAGCAUCAGAAAUGGGCUCUGUAAUUCAAACAUCACCCAUACCAGAAGUACCAACAUCAUCUGUUGUAUCCAAAGCUAUCGCUCAUAGCCCCACGAUAAAAACAUCGGGUACAUUUUAUCCAUUAUCUGGUCUCUCUAGAGGUGAAGGUAUUCAGAUGUCCUCAGUCAUCUCCGUACAGCCAAUGGUCUCAUCUUCAAUUUCUGGUGGACUAUCAUCGACGACAACUUUUACUCCAAUUGCUGUUCCAACAUUUGCAUUAUCAGGCGUACCAUUACUAUCUCCUGGUAUUGGAAACUCUGUGUCGCUUCAGUCUGCAGUAAAACUUCAAUCGCCAACGGUAACCAGCACCAUUACACCAUUGGCAGCAGCACCUCUCACUGUACUUUUACAACAGAAGGGCAAUAACCUGCCUCCACAAGUGUCAUGGCCAUUACUUAGAAACACCAUGCAUUUUCUAGCUCAACAAAACUGUGGCCGUCCAUUCUGUAAAUUGAAGAAAAGGGACCAUUAUCAUUGCACUGAAUGUAAUCAGGCCUUUUCUGAUCCAGCUCGAUUACGUGCUCACGUUAGCAGACAUGGUAUCAAACUAGCCAAAACUGAAGGUAUUACACAAGGUCUAGUCAACAUUGCUCCAAAACCUGAGAACAUGAACUGGAAUGUUACUCCUAUCAAAACUGAACCGGCUCCCAGUUUGGAAGAUGGAGAAAAUACAGAAGAUGCAGAAUCCUCACUGAAUCUGAACCCAAAUAUAUUUUCUACCAUGAUAGCAAAAGCUCAAAAAGCUCACAAUGAGAUCACGGAAAUGAACGAGAAUUCAAAUGAUGAGGAUGAGGGGAGACUUGUCAUUUCUGAACUUGAAAACGAGAGUGAUGAUCUUGAUCAGAAUGAAGCACAAGAUCUCAGCAAAUGGUCUGGUCGUAAGCGAAGUGCACCAAAAAAUCUGGACUUUGUUGAUACAACUGUCAUGGUAACAAAAACCAAGAGGACUAGUGUUAGUCCUAAAAGACUAAAAGAUGAUUCCAUCCCAAAUGGUUACAUACGUAUUAAAUUUAAAGACGAUUGUGGGUAUGCCAAAUGUGCCUAUAGAUCAGGGAUCACUCAUUUUCAUUGUGCUAGGGAGGAUUGUGGUUAUAGUUUCAGUGAUAGAUCUCGUCUCAUUCAGCAUACAUUACGUCACGAGAGGAUUGACAGUCUGACGGGUGGAGAAAUGCAGCAAUACCGCAUGAACCAGGACUGUCACCGUUCUUCGUGCGAGUAUGAAGGAAAAGCAUCUCACUUUCACUGUCUCAAAUGUGACUAUAGCUGUACCGAUUCUAGUAAGGUACUCACUCAUCGUAAAAACCAUGCAAAAAUGGAAAGUAUUAACUCUCAGGGCUUUCACAAGUACGGCAUCACAGAAGAUUGUAAAUUCUUUGCUUGUCAGUAUUCUGGCAAACAGAGUCAUUAUCAUUGCCUGAAGGCAGGUUGUAACUUUGGAGUGUUGGGACCAGCACAGAUGGCCUCGCAUAAACUGAAGCACGCUGAUGAAUCUUUUUAGAGACAUUUCUGUUCAUGUUAUCAGGUGUAUUUUUAUGUUUGUUAAACUAAAACACCCUGAUGAAUUAUUUUGUUUAGAGAACUUUAUCUCUUAUUCAUUUUAUCAGGUGUAGUUUUCUGUUUGUUUUUGUUUUGAGCAUUCCAGAUUUAUACGAUUUCAUGUGGCAUAUUGUCAUUUUAUGUGAUUUUUUACACAAAAAAGUGCACUUCACAAAACUGCUUAAAUUAUUAUGCAAAUUUCUGUGUCAGUCUUUCUGAUGAUUAUUUUUGAUAAAUAUUUCAUUCCAUUUAACUGCUGAUAAAUAUUUAUAUGUACCAAGUACUGUAGAUUUAUUUUUAUUCGUACCUUUUUUCAUGUAUUUAGUUGAUAGAGGUAACACUUACUGUGGAUUCAUUUAUUUUUGUGGGUACCAAUUUUCGUGGUUUGAGGAAAACUUGCACAUUCGUGGAUAUUUAAAUUCGUGUUUUUUUUCAAGUCUGCAUACAUUUCACAAGAACAUUAGUAAUUCGUUGAACAUUUAAAUUCGUGGUUCUUCGGUAUCCACGAAAUCUACGAAAAUUGGUAUCCAACGAAUAUUAAUGAAUCCACAGUAUUUAAUUGUUAAACAAAAGUUUCAUUUUUCUAUGCAGAUUUCAUAAUUUCUUAAUAUGAAAUAUUCAUUAAAAUAAAGGUUUUACCAAUCCAUGAACAUUUGUACCCACAUUAUAAAUGAAUUCUUUGUAUUCAGAUUUUUUUUCAAUGACACAUUCCAAUUUUAUAUUUACACAGAAUGGGAAAUCAUCAUAUUCAGAUAUUCAUAUAUUUUGCAAAUAUUUUUUGUACACAGAAAUAUUUAUAAAACAAACAUUCCAGAAUUUUUUAUAUAAUCUGUAGAUUUUUUGAUUUUUUUUAAUUCAACCCAUAAGAUAUUGUAGGUAAUCUUUAACUUUUCCAUUUAAAUAUGUAUAAGAUUUAAGGAUUUUUUUGUCAUAAGUUCUAGUCUAUCUUUUGAAAAAGAUCUAUAGUCAUAGUUUAAAAUUGUAAGCCUUCAUCCAGAUUUAUUUUACAGUGAUAAAUAUUUUUUCUAAAAUUAAUAUCAUAUAUAGAACUUAUAUUUAUUGCAAAAAAAAAUUCUUUACAUGUGGGGAAAAUUCUUCUUAUAUUACUUAGAUUUUUCUUUCCUUUAAUUGUUUUAAAAAUGUUGCAGUUUUUUGAGUUUUUGUUUUAAACUGUAUUAUUUUAUUUUUGAGAAAUAACGACAUUCUUUCAAUGGGUAUUAAAUAUUCAGAAAACCAAUUUAUAUUCUUUGUAAAUAGCUCCAGAUAAAGAUUGCAGUGAUGAAUAUUAAAAAGAAAAUCUUACUUUCUUUAUUUCCAUAUGUAAAACAGAUAUAUAUAUUUAUAUGCAGUAUUCUUUAAAAUCAGUAUUUGUAGAAUCGUUAAGUCCCAUUUGUAUGUAAAAAAUAAAGUAUAUGUUUCUUUUUUAAUUUUUUUUUUAUUUAAAUAUAUUUUAAUGGGUAGAAAGAGACUUCUAACAACCACACCGAGAUCCCCCUCAACAUAAACAUUUAGUUUUUUUGUAAUUUUGCACAAAUCAAAUAGACAAGUGACCCAUGCUCCAAGUCACAAAAAAAAUCUUCAUAGAUUCCAAAUUCAUUUAAUAUUUAACCAUGUCACAUCGAAUUAUAUAUGCACUUACAAAGAAGUCUAUCCUUAUGCAAAGUGUUGUAAAUUUAAUAGUUUGCCCAAAUAACCACCUAUUAUGUAAAUGUACACUCCAGUUUAGGCUAAAUAAAUGAUAAGUGUGUUUUUUGCUGCCUUACCACCCCUUGUUGCUAGUGCUGAACCUAAUUUUGAUUUUGGUAACUUUUUCAGUUAAUAACUUUGACAAGCGAAGGGCCCUCAGUCUUAAAUCAUUUCUCGGUACUUGGAGUACAAAAUUUGUGCUCAAAACACUAAAUCCAAUAAUUUGAUUGGUCCAAAAUUCUAAAUCUGAGUACCAUAAUUGUGCAAUGGGGUUUUUUGACUGAGAGGCUAGGGCUAACUGUUGAGUGAGAUUAUUACUCAGAAAUCAACCAAUGAAAAAUGGUUUUGUUGUUUUCCAGCAUAAAUUUUUAAUCCUGAUUACUGACUAAAAUUUAUGAUUGAAUGUCCAGAUCCGUGCCUGAAUUUCAUGUUCAAAUAUAGAUCUAUUUGCCAUAUUUUUUUAUUCUUUUUGAAUUAAAAACCUCACUUCUACUGUUUUGACCAAAAGAGGGACCUUAGAGAAAUAUGUAUUCUAUUUAUUGUUGUCUGUUGUAUGAUGCCAGUAUUUAUUUGUUUGUUUGUUGUUUAUAUAUUUAUUUAUUGCACUCUAUACUUUACACAGUAUUAAAGAAUUAAAUAUUUAUUUUCUAUACCAAAAAAUUUGUUUGUGCUGUAGUUAAAAUUAGCAAAUUUGCGGAGAGGUUUAUAUUUCUAUCAUAAUUUUUUUCUCUCAUUUUUUGAGAGAGAUGUUUCAUUUGAAAUUAGGCCAUAUGAAAAAUCUUGAUUUUACACCAUAUUUAAGUGCUUUAGAUUCUUUACUUUAAAUGGAUAAAAAGUAUGCAAGGAAGAAUAAAUUGUAACCUGCACGAAACAUUGUCAAAUGUUUGAGGAUUGCAUACAAAGAAAGGCAUGUAAAUGUAAAAAAGAAAGAAAGCGGAGAAAAGAAUGAAAAAAUAGUAUAAAAGGAAUUUAUCAAAACACAUUUUUCAUAUGGCUUGAUAUAUAUGUAAAUAUUCAAAGUUAUUUAUAAGACACAAAGAGUCUGGAUAUAUUUAGGUAUAAAUAUAUGGAAAUUUAUGAAUGUUUGUUUGUAUGAAAUUUAAGCUACUAAUAGUUGAAAAUGUCCAGUAAAAACAUGUCUGGUGGACAGUUGCAUCAUUGGGUAUCAUACCACUUCGUCUUAUUUCAUAAUGUUUUGAAUCAGUAUUUAAAAAAUUUAAAAAGUUAAUAGGAUAAAUUGAUUUUCCAAUUUGCACUGAUUAAAAGAUACAUAAAAUGGGCUAAAACAAUAUUAGACUAUUCUGUCAAUCUGAUAGGUCCUUAAUAAAGGUACUUUGGAAAACGAACUGCUGAUUUUUAUUUUAUGGACUGCUAAUUUUUGUUGUUUGAAAUAUGUGGAUGUUCAAUAUAAAUAUCUAUAUAUGAUUAAUUGUUUGUGUUGAAGGGUGCGUUUGACUUAAGUACUAGUUACAAAUUGUUUGAACUAAUGUAUGUGUGUUUUCAUUUUAUGAUGAUCUUUGACUUAUUUUCCUUUUCAAUUCAUAACUUAUAUUAAAGAUAUUCUUAAGAGGUGACUCUUUAAAAUACAAAUAUUAAAAGAUGAAAUAACUCCGUUAGAUGCUUUCCUAUCUUAAGU
Messenger RNA from Mytilus trossulus (common blue mussel), 8649 nucleotides. RefSeq names its product zinc finger protein castor homolog 1-like. The coding region runs from base 277 to 5289 and encodes 1670 amino acids. The transcript has 10 exons. Gene Ontology annotation, biological process: positive regulation of transcription by RNA polymerase II; regulation of neuron differentiation. The record is from RefSeq and is a predicted model, not a curated record. Lineage: Eukaryota; Metazoa; Mollusca; Bivalvia; Mytilida; Mytilidae. Gene Ontology annotation, molecular function: RNA polymerase II transcription regulatory region sequence-specific DNA binding; DNA-binding transcription factor activity, RNA polymerase II-specific. Gene Ontology annotation, cellular component: nucleus.